AUGGUUGUGGAGACUACAGCAGCACAGGAGCCGGAUGUGAGCGAGGAGCCCAGACGGCCGCCUUACGCCGAGCUAUUGGACCCAAGUGUGUUCUCACCUGAUCGUGAUGGCAAGUGGCAGAGCAAGUUGGAGGGUUAUGUAUUGACGGCGUACAAUUUAUGUUUAUCUCCGGAUGAGAAGGCGGAGGUGGGGGACCUUAGCCCUAGUCGGUUGGGUGGCCGACAAGUUUCGAUUAACAGUCCGCGUAGUAUAGGAAGUGGCGUGAGUCCGGUGAGUGAGAACAUGCGCCAUCAUGACUUGGACCAUGUUGGUUUCCGUGACCCGUUAUUGAAGGACAUACUAGUUCUAAAGACAGCCUGUAUGGAGACUAUUGGGGCGCAUGUACCCGAAGAUGAUUUCAAGACAUUGCUGAAUAUCCAGCGACUUGCAUACAGGUACUACGCCCAGCAGACGGAGCAGAAUUUGAGUGUAUUGAGUGAUGGAAUCCGCGAACUGACAGCUGUCCAGUUGGAGUUAGUGGUGCGUACAUCAAUGAUGAUGUGCCAGAUAGUUAACUUUGCCGAAGCGGCGCAUCGUGUACGACGUAGAAGAGUUAUGGAGCGCGCUCUGGCGAAUCACAGCCAAGAAAUUAGUCAGGAAGCCCCUAUUGUGCGGGACUACACUCGUUUUGACUUAAGUGUGUGGGGUGUGUUUGCGAAGCUUCAGGGAGCCGGUUACACUCCGGGUCAGAUCCAUGAAGCCCUGAGUCGGCAGCAAGUGGAGUUGGUCCUGACUGCGCACCCUACAGAGGCGAUGCGGGAGGCCAUGCUGGUCGCACUUCGGAGAAUCACUGAGACGAUUUUGAAGCUUGAUACUCCGGACUUAACACCGACUGAAGUCGAGGAGGCGCGGGCGAGUCUGAAGCGACAGAUCGAGGUAUUGUGGGAGUGUGAUCCGCUCCGACGUACGCGUCCUACUGCCUACAGCGAGGCGACAUCGAUAGCGAAUAUUGUGGAAGAUGUUUUAUUUAGCGCCGUCGCCAAGUUCCUUCGCUUCAUGGACCAACGUAUGGCGGAGAUUGGACAACCAGGCAUCCCUGUGGACGCACGUCCCGUGAAGAUCUGCAGUUGGGCCGGUGGCGACCGGGAUGGCAACCCGUAUGUGACACAUCGUCUGACGACACAAGUCGUGACAGCAAAUUAUAUCCGGGGUUGCACACUGAUGUUGCACAAAUUAGAAGGACUGUUUUCUGCAGUCCCACUCGUAAGUUGCUCCGACCAGUUCAGGGAGCUGGUUGAGACCCGUAUUCCGGCCGAGAAGACAAAUCUGUUUGACGUUACACAGAUGCGUUUCCGAGCACAGAUUAACCCGCCUCAUCGUAACGAGUUUUAUCGGCGGUGGUUGUGUUAUGUACGAAGCAAACUUGCCUCCACCCUGGAGUACUACCAGACUCUGGCCAGCGAGCUCAAGGAAGUUGACCACGUCCUGCCUGUCGCUAGGCCGUGGCGCUACGAGCGGUAUUGCACGGCGCAGGAGCUAUUUAACGACCUAAAACAAAUCUACGACAGUUGUCUCACUACAGGCGAUGAACUUAUUGCGGAGGGCGAGCUAAAAGACUUACUUCGGCAAAUCCAGGCCUUUGGACUUAAUUUGGUCGCGCUGGACCUGCGACAGGAGGCAGACCGCCAUCUGGGUUGUCUAAUUGACGUCUGUGCGUUACUCGAACUAGGCGACUACGGGGCGAAGACGGAGUUGGAGAAACAGCAGUUUCUGACAAGUCUGUUGUGUUCGAAACGUGCGGUGCUACCGUGCUGGGCUAUGGAGAAGCUGCCCACCUUGUCGGCCGAGGUAUUACUCACAAUCAAGGAGGCUUCUCGUUUCCCGCGCGAGGCGUUCGGCAGUUACAUUAUUUCCAUGUGCGCAAACGCCAGCGACAUUCUCGCAGUCGCCGUGCUGCAGCGCGAAUUCAUUGAGCCCUGCAACAUGCUCCGCAUCGUGCCCUUGCUCGAGACGGUGGAGGCGCUGCAAGAGUCGCCGCGCAUUCUGCGGGACUUGUUCAGCAACCCCUACUACAGACGACUGAUCAAGGAGCACAUGGAGGAUGUACAGGAAAUUAUGAUCGGUUACUCGGACUCCAGCAAGGACGGAGGCAAGCUGACUUCCACAUGGGAAUUGUACAAGGUACAACUCGAGCUGUGCCGUGUCGCACGCGAAUACGGUAUUGGACUGAAGUUCUUCCACGGCCGUGGAGGCAGCGUGAGUCGCGGCGGUGGACCGCAGCAAUUGGCCAUUCUGUCGCAGCCGCCCGGCACUAUUAAUGGGCGAUUCCGAGUUACAGUUCAAGGCGAAAUUAUCCACCAAAACUUCUGUUACAUUGACACGGCCGUGCGCUCAUUCGAACACUACGCCACCGCCGUUCUGGACCAUGACCUGUCGAAGGACGAAAACCGCGGUGGCCACACCAGCGACUGGGCAUUACUGGAGGAGAUCAGCAAGUCCAGCAUGAAGCGCUACCGCUCAGUAGUUUAUGAGCACCCCCGAUUCAUCGACUAUUUCCGGUCCGCCACGCCGGAAAGAGAACUGGGCCAGCUCAAUAUCGGUAGCAGACCCAGCAAACGCAAGGAAGGUGGUGUGGAAACACUCCGAGCCAUUCCUUGGGUGUUUGCCUGGACCCAGAAUCGCAGUCUCAUGCCCGCCUGGCUUGGUCUUGGUUCGGCCCUGAAGGAGUACUUAGCACAAAGAAAUAACUUCGACAGGAUUGCCGAACUGUACAAGUCCUGGCCCUUCUUCAGAAGCUACGUAGAUCUCGUCUCUAUGACCCUCGCAAAAAGCAGUCCAGAUAUUGCCAAGUACUACGACGAUCACUUGGUCCAAGACCAGGAACUUCUGCAGCUAGGAAACGACAUCCGCGAAGAAAUGCACACCACACACCAAAUGCUGCUUAUGGUCACCGGCGAGAAACGUUACCUGGAUAACGACCUUCUCACUCAACGCGCCCUCGAUGUGCGCAUGCCCUGGAUUGCCCCUGCGAACAUUGUCCAGGUAGAAGUGUUACGAAGAAUUAGAGAGACUCCGGAAGACGAUGAAGAGCGUGCAGAACUGGAGAACGUCCUGCACAUCAGUAUCAAAGCCAUCGCCUCGGGCAUGCAGAACACCGGGUAG
This is a messenger RNA of Gregarina niphandrodes, 3141 nucleotides long. Its product is annotated as phosphoenolpyruvate carboxylase. Gene Ontology annotation, biological process: tricarboxylic acid cycle; carbon fixation. The record is from RefSeq and is a predicted model, not a curated record. The transcript has a single exon. Bases 1 to 3141 code for a protein of 1046 amino acids. NCBI's taxonomy places the organism in Eukaryota, Apicomplexa, Conoidasida, Eugregarinorida, Gregarinidae. Gene Ontology annotation, cellular component: cytosol. Gene Ontology annotation, molecular function: phosphoenolpyruvate carboxylase activity.